This is a messenger RNA of Arabidopsis lyrata subsp. lyrata, 622 nucleotides long. RefSeq names its product nucleolin. The transcript has 2 exons. Bases 38 to 337 code for a protein of 99 amino acids. The record is from RefSeq and is a predicted model, not a curated record. Gene Ontology annotation, biological process: regulation of mitotic cell cycle spindle assembly checkpoint. Lineage: Eukaryota; Viridiplantae; Streptophyta; Magnoliopsida; Brassicales; Brassicaceae. Gene Ontology annotation, cellular component: anaphase-promoting complex.
GUUAGAAAAAAAAAAAAAAAAAAAAAAGGAGAGAAGAAUGUUACAGUUUCCGACGUUGAUGAGCCAAUUCCCGUCGUCGACGAAGACGAUUCCGGCAUCGUAUUUGCUUCCUCUACAAUGGCCUCAGCCGCAGAACGAGGAGAUUCUUCUCGCCAUGGAAGAAGCUGAGUUCGAAGAAAAGUGCAACGAGAUCAGAAAGAUGAGUCCUGCUUUGCCCGUAAUUGGAAAACCAGUCGUUGACAACCAACAAGAAGAGGACGAUAAUGAAGCAGAGGAUGAUGAUGCAGACAAUGCAGAGGAAUCAGAUGGUGAAGAGUUUGAGCAAGAAACCGGAUAAAAAUCUUGAAACACUCAGGGAGUAUUUUUAUUGCUGGAGUUGGCUUGAAAUUUCAGGACACUUGUGACUGUGAUUCUGACUUUGUAAGCCAUUAUCUUUUCUUAGGAACAAGUUGAAAUGUUAUCACUUUUGGGCAGUGGAUUAUUCCUAGUUCAUUGUCUCUGUCUCAUGGUGCAUUGGUGUUUUAAUUGUAACAUUGAAAAUCCUAAAAAAUGUGGAUUGGUUUUAUGUUUGUGUAUUGACAUUGGAUUUCAUGGUUUAUAGAUUCUAGUGAUUUGAUGAUGA